UGGCUCAUCCCUGUUCGUCGGUCAUUCCACGCGGAGAAAUUCGAUCGAGUUGCUCGGUAACGUCGACAGAAAUAGAAUCAAUCACGAUGACCACUAGACUGAUCGGUUUGUUAUUGUGCUCGUGUUCGUUGUUAAUUAAUGUACAAGCAAUCGGCAGGUACAGGGGUUUAGAGUUUUUGGAACCUUGCUCGAGGAGGGACCAAAAUGUGGAGAGCUGUUUAGCGAGGUCGGUCAAUGUCCUCACUGAACACUUCCGUCAUGGUUUACCUCAAUUGGGCUACCCUGAAGUGGAGCCCAUUAUUUUGGACGAGCUCCACAUAUCUGUCGGGGGUGGACCGGAAGGAUACAGAGCUCAAUUCAAAAAUAUCACUGCUAGAGGUGUAUCUUCCCUAAGAAUAACUGGACUGAGGACCAGGAUAUCAGAGGACGAAGUUCAAUUGCAAUUAGCACUAAGUAUACCGAAAAUCAGAGCUGCUGCAAAAUACAGAUCCAGUGGGACUCUGCUUUUGGUGAAAGCCAGUGGGGCUGGAGAUUAUUGGGGCGAAUAUGAGAGUGUUAAGGCGAAGGUAUUCAUCAGGGCAAGACCAUUCUCCUACCAAGGACGAGAUUAUUUAAGGUUGCAACAACUGAAAAUGGACUUCAGCGUGCAGAAUAUCAAAAUGGGCGUGGAAAAUAUCCGCGACAGCAACGCUAUAAUUAUCGCCGCACUGAAUCUGUUCAUUAACACAAACAGCCAGGAGUUGUUGAAAGAGAUGAAACCGGAUCUCCGAAGGAAAUUAGUCCAAGUAAUGUCGACCUUUGUUGAGAAGAUUUUUGCUCAAGUACCAUACGAUGCAUGGCUCACCGAUUAAAACGAAGAAAAUAAUGUUCACCGUGUCGCUGUUAAACCGUUGCCUUGAAAUCAAGGAUGAAAAAAUUUCAUUUCCGUGAAGAAGAAAAAUUCUUACUCAGAUAAUGAUUGAACGAAGGUUCGUUACGUGCAAAAAUUCAUUUAUCCAAUAAUUAAUUACUCGAAUGAGCACGUUUAAUUAUCAGUGACGUAGGAUAAUUUGAUAUAAUUUUGUUAAAUGUGUGAAAAUUUUCAUGUAAUUUACAGUAUGUAGUAUUAUUAUUAAUACGUCAAGUGUUCUUUUUCUUUAAUUUGUUAUUUUAGUGUUAUGGAUGUAAAGUGUCACGUUGAAUGUAUGCUUUAAAUUAUUGCACGUAUAUAUUGUUAAAUUAUACUAUUUAAUGUUUUUAAGAGUACUUAUGGAUAAUUGUAUCAUUAUGACUAAUUGAAGAGUGCAAAUGGAGGAAGUUAUAAUUGUUAUUGCUUAGAUUUUUAACUGUUUCAAAAAAGUAUCAUUUUGAAUGAUUAUAGCUUUUUUAUUUCCACUUUUCAAUUUAUAACUGUUGAAUAAUAGUUUAUA
Messenger RNA from Osmia lignaria (orchard mason bee), 1409 nucleotides. It is a transcript of the gene Jhbp2, whose product is annotated as Juvenile hormone binding protein 2. Gene Ontology annotation, biological process: multicellular organismal reproductive process. The record is from RefSeq and is a predicted model, not a curated record. Lineage: Eukaryota; Metazoa; Arthropoda; Insecta; Hymenoptera; Megachilidae.